AGAUAAUAUGACACGAUAAAAUAAUAUAAAAAUUCAUAUAGUAUAGUGUCAUUCAUAAUGAAUGAGGCACACAACAUUUGCUUCCGUGAGGCGAUAUUCACCUCCGAUACCGCCGUAGUCGUGUAUUUUGCGCAGGCAUAUUUUGAGAACCCUAUUGGACCUUCGUCAAGCUGUUAAAGGACCUCAGGAUGUCCAUGCUCGCUGAGCCUCGUAGGAAGCUUAAGUGGUCUGUCGACCCCAGGAACAGCGCCUGGAGUAAUGAUGACUCCAAAUUUGGCCAGAAGAUGCUUGAGCGAAUGGGGUGGUCCAAGGGAAAGGGUCUGGGGAGGAGUGAGCAAGGCUCAACUGACCAUAUCAAAGUGAAAGUUAAAAAUGACAGCUAUGGGCUUGGAGCAAAUGCCAGCUGUGAGGAUAAGUGGAUUGCUCACCAAGAUGAUUUUAAUGAGCUGCUUGCUCAACUGAACAGCUGCCAUGGUCAAAACAGCAGCAGUGAAACUCCACCAAAUGAGCAGAAAGGCUUCAGUUUGGAAGAAAAAUCCAAGACAUCCAAAAAGAGGGUCCACUACAUGAAAUUCACUAAAGGAAAGGAUCUAUCCAGUCGUAGUGAAACAGAUCUUAACUGUAUCUUUGGGAAGAGGGCUAAAUCAGCAAAAGUCCAAGAUCAGGAGAGCAACAGCAGUGACUCGCAGGGUGAGGCGGAGGAUGGCGUGAAUCCUGAUCCUUCUGACCAGGACCCAGAAGCCAUCACUAAGACUGUCACGAGUACUCUCACUAUGCAGGAGUACUUUGCACAGCGUAUGGCUCAGCUGAAAAAGGCUCGUGGGGCCCAGAAUGCAGAUACUCCUGAGACAUCAAAUGCAUCUGAGGAAGUCGGUCUCAACCACAACAGCAAUGAUGAUACAGAAGAGCCCAAAAAGAAGAAGAAGAAGAAGAAAAAGGCUGCAGAAGAGCAGUGUAGCACACCCGCUGCAGUAGUGGACAAAGAGGAUCAAGAGAAAGAACGUUCAAAGAAAAAGAGAAAAAUGGCAGAAAGUGAAGAAGUAGUAAAUGAAAACUGUAGCUCCACCUGUAGCACUGAGUGUGAAGAAUUACAAACCAAGAAGAAAAAGCUUAAAAAACACAGUGAGCAAAGUGAGCUACUAAAUGGACACGAGCCCGCAGAGGAUGAAACGCUAGAUUUAAAUACAGUGCAGAAAAAGAAGAAGCGCAGAGAUGAGGUGGACAGUGUAGCAACAGAAGACGGGAAGGAAGAGCUGGUGGAAAAGAAAUCCAAAAAGAAAAAGAAAAGGAAGCAUCAAGAGCAGGGUUUACAUUAGGGCAGGGUGACUCAGUACUGCACUAUUCUCCUGACUCCUAAGGGGGUACUUGUAUUAUGAAAUUAAAUGCCUUGUAUAUACACACCAUAAUAAUCUGUUAAAGCAUCCAUUGAUGCUGGUUUUUUCUUCUUCUUAUUCUUUAGAUAGUGACUGUAGAAAAAACUGAUAGGGAGUGUUUGUCACUGGAAAAAACCUUGAAGCAGCCUAUAAAAAGCCUCAACCUUGCACUGGUGGCCUCUGGAACACACUGCUGUAGGAGGAGAUAGUAUGGACAUCUUGCUGACAGUGAGAUGAGAAUAAAAACACCACUAUCAUGGCUCAACAGGAAAUACAAACUAGGAAAAAGGUCUGGAGCUUCCCAUAAAACCCCCAACAUGUUUUACCACCAGUGUUCAAGUCAGAAGGGUACACCUGGACUAGCCAUUUUCCUGUUUCCAAUCUUUAGCAAAGUUAGCCUCAUAUUUACUGCUCAGAUAUUAAAGUGGGAUUAAAAAUGUAUUUAAUAUAUAGAGAGAAGUUGACAUGACUGUCGUCUAAUCCCUUUUUAAAAUAAAAAUAAUAUUUAGAUGAUACACGUGCUUCAUUCUAUGAAUUCUCUUGCCCAAUGAAUUAAAAUGAGUAGAAUCGCCCACAUUUCCUAUGAUAAAAAUGCAUUUUUUUGGAAAAUAUAAUUUUGUAUAUUACCAUCUUAUAUGUAAAUGCAUUACUAUUUGCCCAUUUUCACAGUGGUUUAUUUUUUUCCCACCACUUUUGAUGCCCCUUUAUUUUAUUAAAGUGACUCAGACAGCUUCUGUCAGCUUUACAAAAUGAAACGGAAACAUGUUUUCUCUUUGAUGUCACAUGGCUGAUGUACUUUGAUAAUGCUUUGGCAGAUAUAUGAAAGAAUUCUUGACUAUUGAGUUCUACAGAAGUUUUUUUUUUUUUUAAUAAAUCCAAAUG
Molecule: messenger RNA, 2255 nt
Organism: Maylandia zebra (zebra mbuna)
Lineage: Eukaryota; Metazoa; Chordata; Actinopteri; Cichliformes; Cichlidae
Gene: pinx1
Product: PIN2 (TERF1) interacting telomerase inhibitor 1
Cellular component (GO): nucleolus
Molecular function (GO): nucleic acid binding; telomerase inhibitor activity
Source: RefSeq, a predicted model, not a curated record